AUGGAAUCUCAUAAGCAAUUGGCAGAUGCAGGUUACGAUGUCCAUUCCUUUGGUACAGGUUCAGCAGUAAGGUUACCAGGACCAUCCAUUGACAAGCCAAACGUUUACAAUUUCGGUACGCCCUAUGAAGAUAUAUAUCAAGAUCUACUAAGUCAGAAUGCAAGAAAAUUGUACGAGCUGAAUGGAGUUUUGCAUAUGUUGGAGAGAAACAAGAGUGUCAAGAUGGCUCCGGAAAAAUGGCAAGAAAAUGCUUAUGCGGGCAAAUUCGACUUGGUAAUAACUUGUGAGGAGAGAUGUUUUGAUAGUGUUCUUGAAGAUCUAAUGCUUAGAAUGUACAAUACCAAUUCGCAGCUGGACUUGAAAUCAGUUGUGCAUGUCAUUAAUGUCGAAAUCAAGGAUGAUAAUGAAAAUGCCAUCAUUGGUGGUAAAGGUAUCUUAAAAUUAGUCAACAUGAUACACGACUUUAGGAGGAAACAGGAAGAAAAAAAGGCUGAUAUUGAAGAUGAGCUGGAUGUAAUAUUAGAGGAUCAAAUGAUGGGGAUUUUAACGGAGUGGCAGAGAGAUCAUGCGCAUUUGCAAACCUUGUAUAGUGUGUCGUAUUACUAA
This is a messenger RNA of Lodderomyces margitis, 606 nucleotides long. It is a transcript of the gene SSU72, whose product is annotated as RNA polymerase II subunit A C-terminal domain phosphatase. The transcript has a single exon. Lineage: Eukaryota; Fungi; Ascomycota; Pichiomycetes; Serinales; Debaryomycetaceae. The record is from RefSeq and is a predicted model, not a curated record. Bases 1 to 606 code for a protein of 201 amino acids. Gene Ontology annotation, biological process: termination of RNA polymerase II transcription. Gene Ontology annotation, molecular function: RNA polymerase II CTD heptapeptide repeat phosphatase activity. Gene Ontology annotation, cellular component: nucleus; mRNA cleavage and polyadenylation specificity factor complex.